AUGAUUACAAGUCUAAUCCACUCAAUUCUCCAAAAUAAAAUUGCAAAUUUGUGCAAUAUUCAACUUUUAAAUUUACAAAUAUUUCCUAUCAACAUCCUUACAAUUGCCUUCUAUACAUUAUCUCAUGAUCAAUACAUGGUUCUGAACAAAUUAGCUUUGAUAUUAGGUCUACAAAUUGCACAUAAAUGGCCUUACUUCUUUAUUACUGGUCUGGUAAGAAUAGGAAAAUCCUAUAUUAUAAAUCUAUUUGUUAAUAAACUUCGUAUUAAAAAUAUUAAAUAUCUAUUACUUGCCCCAAUAGGAGUAGCUGCCAAUAAUAUUAACAAUAAAACAAUCUAUUCUGAACUCAAUAUUAUGAAUUCUAAUAUACUACAAACAUCAAUUUUUCAAUUCAAUGAAAAACUAAAAGAAUUACAGCAAAUCCAAACAAUAAUAAUAGACAAAACAUCAAUUGUUUCUGUUUUACUAUUUACUUUUAUAUCUGAUAUCUUCAUCCAUAUACAUAAAAAUACUUUAACAUUUGAUGCCGUUAAUGUUAUAGUUUCAGGUGACUUGGCACAACUACCACCAAUUCAUAGAAUGCAGCUAUUCUAA
Molecule: messenger RNA, 594 nt
Organism: Cetraspora pellucida
Lineage: Eukaryota; Fungi; Glomeromycota; Glomeromycetes; Diversisporales; Gigasporaceae
Source: the annotation of a GenBank genome assembly